Helianthus annuus (common sunflower) is the source of this 1546-nucleotide messenger RNA. RefSeq names its product glutathione S-transferase T3-like. NCBI's taxonomy places the organism in Eukaryota, Viridiplantae, Streptophyta, Magnoliopsida, Asterales, Asteraceae. The record is from RefSeq and is a predicted model, not a curated record. The coding region runs from base 270 to 1052 and encodes 260 amino acids. The transcript is spliced from 2 exons.
GGCCCGGCGCCGGACCCCCACACCGCCUCCCUGGCCCGGCUUCCAUCUCAAACGGCUACCCAAUGCCGGGUCCGCCGAGCCUCUUUUCAAAAUUUUGACCGUUAAUCAACGGCAUUUUCCAUAAAAAAAAAAUUCAUUUCCCUUUUAAAUAUAUACCACUAUCUAAUCCAUUUUUAUACCAUUUUCUCUCAUUCUACUCCCAUUCUUCUCCUAUUCUCAUCCUUUUUUAUAAAAAUACUCUAUAAUUUUUAUAACAUUCUCUCCCAAACAUGAAUCCAUUCAACCCAAACAACCCCAACCCAAACAACCCCAACCCGAAUAAUCCCAAUCCGAACCAACCUAAUUUUUUUUCGAGUCCCGCUUACACUCCGACUAUGGAUCCUUCGUGGGGGGCUUCGCAAUUUCCGUUUUCGGGUUUCCAACAAACACCCAACGCCUUCUCACAAAUGUCUCAACUACAACAAGUUCAACAAUAUCAAGCGCUCCAACAAAUCAUGCAACGCAACACGUUUGAACAACUCCAAUCGCAAUCGCAACCCCCGGUUCAACUUGAAGAUGAUGAUGAAGAAGUCGUCCCCGAAUCACCACCGCAAGAGCUCACGCGCAAAAAAAAGAAGGGGAAGGGAAAGAAUGUUGAACCCGAAACCGCGCAAAAACCGAGAGCAAAGGGGAGACAAUGGACGAAAGUAGAAGAGGAGGCGCUAGCUAUGGCGUAUGCUAAGGCCUCUACUUGCCCGAUAGUCGGAAACAACCAAUCGGGUAGUAGUUUUUGGAAGAAGACAACGGAUAGGUUUAACGCGAUUAUGGAGCAUGGUCCGGCUCGUGAUGUCGAAUCCGUCUCGGGCAAGUGGCGAAAAAUGAUCAAGGUCGUCAACGCCUUUAAUCAAAUUUAUAACCAAAUUUACCUUUCUCCUCCAAGCGGGAGUAACGAGCAAGAUAUUCUUAACCUCGCUAUCGCCAAGUGGGACUCCCAAAAUUCAACGCCUUUCCCGCACUUCCGAGCAUGGAACGUUAUAAGGAAAGAACAAAAAAUGGAAGCCGGUUCCAAAUGAGGUCGCAACGGCCAAACGCACUAAAACUUCCGAGUCCGGAAGCUAUAGUGCGGGAGGCUCCACCGCUCGAUGUCAAAUCGACAUAAACGACGACCCGGAAGAUGACGAGGAUGUGUUGCCCGUUCACGAGUCGGAACGUCCCCCCGGGAGGGACAAAGCAAAAAAAGAAGCGGCCGGAAAGCGAAAAGUGUCCGGCUCGAGUGGAGGUGGCGGCUCGAGUGGAGGUAGAGGCGAGAAGGCAUCGUCAAAAAUGGACGACUUGAUAAACGAAUUCCGUUCGUUCAAAGAGUUCUCGACCGAAAAGUAUACUCACAAGAAAACCGUGUCGUCCGACUAUGCUCGAGCGGAAGAUUUUAGGAUUAUGCGGUUGGAUCUCGACUCGGUUCCGGAGGAUGAACGCGAGGUUUAUCGGAGGAUGAAGGAAGAGGUGAAAAAAAAAUGGACGUCGUAGGUUGUAGGAAACGUAAUUUUUUUUUAUUUUUUAUUUUCGGUUU